Tetrahymena thermophila SB210 is the source of this 3423-nucleotide messenger RNA. RefSeq lists its product as hypothetical. Lineage: Eukaryota; Ciliophora; Oligohymenophorea; Hymenostomatida; Tetrahymenidae. The transcript has 12 exons. Gene Ontology annotation, molecular function: protein binding. The record is from RefSeq and is a predicted model, not a curated record.
AUGAAACUAAAUAGAAAUUAAUUCUAUGCUUUAAAAAAUAAGGAUUAAAGAUUCGCAGGAGGGCUUAAUAAGUUAGAAAUAUAUAUCUUGUAAGGAAAUCAGAUAAUAUCAUAAAAUAGUAUUGCUUUUACUAAUGUUAGUUAUUUCUAAAGGCUUUCUGAUCAACAUGUACUCGCAAGUAAUAGCUAAUACAUGAGAAUAUACAAUGUCAGUGAUCUUAGCCAACCUUAAUCAUUUGGUUGCAAUUCUUAUUAAACUACUGGUCUAUUUUACGAUGAAGAUAACAAUAUUAUGAUUUCAGCGUGCUCAAAAUUCUUAACAUUAUGGAAUAAGACAAGUAAGAACAUUGCUCAUUAAUACUCUCCCGUUGCAGUAUUUGCAUUAUCUCCUUAAAAUAUUACAAUUAUCUAGCCAUUAACCCCUCUAAAUUAAAUGACUUUUUUGGCCUCUUUAAAUGAUGGCAAUAAACUUACAAUUUACAUACUUCAGUAUAAAGAUAAUAAACUUGAAUAGUUAAAAUAGAUGAAUUUUAGCAAUACAGCAACUUUUAAAUCUUUAGGCUAAGCAGUUGCAGUAAUUGAUUAAGGGACUCUUACUUUUUAUGACUCUACUUUCACAUAUCUUGGAAAUAUUAACUAAAAAUUUCUAGGUUUUGAUUAUCUAAAAUUUUAAAAUUAAUUGAUUCUCUAUGACAACAAAAAUAUAAUUUACACAUUUAGUGCCACAUUUGAUUUUUAAAAAUGCAUUUCACCUUGUUAAACAUGCUUAGAUAAUGACUUUAGCAAAUGCAUGUCUUGUUUCCCUAACACUCUUACUGUCAAUUCAAAUUUUUAAUGUGUUUGUUAAGAUAAUUAAUACAUGGAUACAAAUAAUAAUUGCCUAAAUUGUAACUAAAGCUGUAAAACUUGCUCUGAUUCUACUACCUGUCUAACAUGCUAAUAAGGGAAAGUACUUUAUAAAAAAUCGUGCUAAGAUUAAUGCCCAGAUGGAUAUUUUUAAGAUCUUAACAAUAUAUGUUAGUAAUGCCCAAAUAACUGCUUACUUUGUGACUAAACUGGUAAAUGCUCUAAAUGCUAAAGCAAUUUUUACUUAGAUCCAACUAAAUAAUGCUUAAACUCUUGUCCAGAUUAAUAUUAUCCAGAUAAUAAUAAUAUUUGCUAGUAAUGUCUGCCAAAUUGUUCUAAAUGCACAUCUUCAGCAUAGUGUACAAAAUGUAUAUCAAAUUACAAUCUAUUCUAAAAUUAAUAGUGCUUAGCUACUUGUCCAGAUAAAUAUUAUCCAGAUAAUAAUAAUAUUUGCUAGUAAUGUCUGCCAAAUUGUUCUAAAUGCACAUCUUCAGCAUAAUGUACGAAAUGUAUAUCAAAUUACAAUCUAUUCUAAAAUUAAUAGUGCUUAGUUGCUUGUCCAGAUAAAUAUUAUCCGGAUAAUGAUAAUACUUGCUAAUAAUGCAUGGCUAACUGUUUUCAAUGCAAUUCUUAAACUUAAUGUAGCAAGUGUUAGCCAAAUUAUGUACUUUCUAAAGAUUUUCAGUGCAUACUACCUACUUGUGCAGAUUAAUACUAUAUUGAUAAUAAUAAUAUUUGCUAGCAAUGCCUCUCAAAUUGUUCUUAAUGCUCUUCUUCAACGAAUUGUAACAAGUGUUUGCCCAAUUUUUAUUUAUACUAAAGUUCACAAUGCUUAAAUAGCUGCCCUGAUUAGUAUUAUUCUGAUAAUAACAACAUAUGUUAAGCUUGCUUAUCAAACUGUUCUUAAUGUACCUCUUCAACAUCAUGCAAUAAAUGUUUACCCAAUUUCUAUUUACUUUAAAAUUCUUAGUGUUUAAAUACUUGUCCAGAUUAAUAUUAUUAGGACAAUGUUUAAAAUAAAUGCUAAUAAUGCUCUACAAGCUAUUGUAAAAGCUGUGAUAGCAAUAACAAUUGCUUAUUAUGCUAAAAUAAUUACUUUCUAAAAGGAAAUUAAUGUGUUUUAUCUUGUGGUCCUGGCUAUUAAUAAUAAAAUAGUUUAUGUGUUGCCUGUACAUCUUAAAAUUGCCAAGAAUGUAAAAACUAAAUUGACUAAUGCUCCUCUUGUUUAGUAAAUUUUGAUAUCUUUAAUAACAAGUGCAUCCCAAGUUGUAAUAACAAUUAAAUUAGAGAUUAAAAUGGAAACUGCAUAGAAAAUAUUUCUUUUUAACUGGUUAGUAGAGCUAACAAUUAAAUCUUAGUGAUAUUCAAGAAUAAAUUCAUUCUACAAGAUAUUUAGAAAUCUUUGAAGGUUGAUAUUCCUGACUUACAAAAUAAAUUUGAUUACAAUAUAACAACUUAAGAUGAAUAUUCCUUUAAAAUUACAAUAAGCACAGAUUAAUAAAUAAAUGACACUUUAAAAGUUAUGGUAUCAAUGAAUGAUCAAAUAGGCAAAUAUUAAGAAACAUAGUAAUCAAUUAACAUGAAGAUUUAGGGGCAAGAAAAAGAUAAAAAUCCAUCAAUUACUCAGAGUUUAGAAACAGCUACUUAAGCUGUUUCUACUGCAACAAUUACAGCUAUAUUUCCUUUAAUAUUAUCAGGGAAUUUUUGGAUGAUUUCUUCUAUUUUAGACAUAUCUUAAAUAAUUUACAUGACUUCUUUCAUUGAUUUUAAAACUUCAAAUACAUUAGACACGUUUUUAUCAUCUUAAAAAAACUUUAAAAUACCCUUUCCUAACUUCUUUGAGUAUAUUGAUCACUAUGAAGAAAUUGAAUACGAAACCCCUCAUAAAAUAUCAGAAAAGAAUAUCCAAGGCUUUUAUUUGAGUAAUAUGGAGGUUUUAUCAUGCUUUAAGGAAAUAUAUUUAGAAGUUAGGAAAGUUUAUCUUAAGUUUAAAAGAAUGAAAAAGAAACAGCUUACAAUUGUACCUCAUAGUGAAUAGAAAAUAAAGGAAGAAGAUUAAAACUUAGAAAUAAAAAGAAUUUCAUCUAUGCUUAAAGAUAUUUAGAGUGCUGUUUAACAAGAAAAUGUAUUAAAUGAUUAAUCUCCAACUAAAUUAGAUGAUUAAUCCCCCUCUAAAUCUGAUAGCAGAUAAUUAAUAUCAUUUAUGGCUGAGGUAGACUCUCCUCAAAAAAGGAUUUUAAGAAAGGCUAAAAGAGUGUAAGAGUAAGUCAUUAAAAGUUAAUCUUAUAACAAUUAAAGCUAAAACUGGGGAACCAUCCUUAGAGUUAGUUAAAGCUAGUAUGAAAUAUAAAAUGAGCCAUAAUCUGCUUAAGAAUCUAAACUCAUUCAAACUAACAGAUCUAGUUCUAAUCUAAUCUUAGAAGAUGAUAAAAUUAUCUAUAAUAAUUUUAUCAAUGAACUAGCUAUUUAGAAAAAGUAAACAUUAACAAAAAAUUAAAGUAUUUAAGAAGAAUUAAAUAAUUAUUAACUUGAAUAGCAAUUUCGUAAUUAUAAUUAACAGAGCUGUACCAAUUUAUGA